This is a messenger RNA of Anopheles coustani, 735 nucleotides long. RefSeq lists its product as uncharacterized. The record is from RefSeq and is a predicted model, not a curated record. NCBI's taxonomy places the organism in Eukaryota, Metazoa, Arthropoda, Insecta, Diptera, Culicidae. Bases 1 to 735 code for a protein of 244 amino acids. The transcript is spliced from 2 exons.
AUGGCACGUGUUUUCUAUACGUUAGUGGUACUGGUUUUGUUUAAAUGCACCGCUGGACAUUCACCACCAAUUACAAUCGAUAAGGAUCUGGUGCUUUCUUCCGUGUACGAAGCGAUAAAAGGUAACCGAAUUGAUUCACCGGACGUGGUUAGUGUCCCAGAUGAUUCGCGUAAUAAACGAAAUGUGCGCUACUACACCUACGACGAUCCCAAAGGAGACGAAUUGUAUCCUGGUUAUGGCGAAAUUGUGCACCCUCCUUUGACGGGCCCCGGUCCGACGGCGAAACAGUGUAAACCGGAUCUUUCACCAUCGCUGCAAUCGAUCAGCAUUUCCGACCACAGCUGGGGCGGUAUCGGAACGUCGAUCAUCCACUUGCUGAAGUACCUGAUCGCCGGACUGGCCGUGAUGACGCUUCCGGUGCUGUUGCUGCAGGCCUUUAUUGUACCGUUGAAAAUAUUGAUGGGAUUAAAAUCGAUAGCCGUAGCUAAUACGCUUGUGCUCGGUACGUUCUUGUGGAAGUAUCUCAAUCGCCAACGGUUGAGAGACGAGGACGAGGAUGAAUACGUUGAGGAUCAGACGAGUGGUGGGACGGGUGAUACCGGGGGAAACGGGGCACCAGCUAACGGUAACGAUAAUCGGUUCUUUCCCUUCCGGGCGGAAGAUUUUGAGAAUAUGAACGAGGAGGAGAUCAAAACAGCACUCAAAUUACUUCUCAAGCGCAAUAAACGGUGGUGA